Molecule: messenger RNA, 144 nt
Organism: Acaulospora colombiana
Lineage: Eukaryota; Fungi; Glomeromycota; Glomeromycetes; Diversisporales; Acaulosporaceae
Source: the annotation of a GenBank genome assembly
AUGGGUCGCAAUAGAUCCGAGCUUCUAGAAAAUAGUUCCUACUUUGGUGCAUUCAGGCUAUUGAGCUAUACGAUAAACUCAAUAGAGCAUUUCGUCCUCCCCGCCACGUUGAGUGGAAUCAACACACCGAGCGGCGGACCCCAG